Molecule: messenger RNA, 1347 nt
Organism: Rhododendron vialii
Lineage: Eukaryota; Viridiplantae; Streptophyta; Magnoliopsida; Ericales; Ericaceae
Product: 31 kDa ribonucleoprotein, chloroplastic
Exons: 4
Coding region: 313-1185 (290 amino acids)
Cellular component (GO): cytosol
Molecular function (GO): mRNA binding
Source: RefSeq, a predicted model, not a curated record
CCGAUAAAGAAAUUUGAAAAUCCUGUAGUACGGACUAUAAGAAUUGUAGGACGGCCGAUUUGAUGUUCUAUUUUCACGCUUUGAUUUAAAUUUUCCUGGGAGUGCCAGUUGGACCUGAAACCUUAUCUCUCUCAGUAUCUCCCACCAUUCUAAUUGGACAAAAUCUCACCACAUCAGCUCGGAUAUAGCUAAGGCUCCCCUCACCCUUCCCUCCCUCUCUCUCUCUCUCUCUCGUCCGAUCGCAAACUACCAAAGCAACUUCCGACUGCAAAACCAAAAAUCCUACACCCCGCACCACCACAUUCCGGCAACAUGGCCGCCGCCGCCGCCGUAGCCGUAGCCGUAUCGUCAUCCCUCUCCACAUCCCUCAAGGGUAUCCGCUUCAGGAACUGGUCAUCUGACCCUACCGCCAGAAUACCAUCAUCGUCUAACAAGUUUUUCAUAAAAAUGGGAUUAGUUUCUCAAACUCAUUCCACGGAAGCCUUUGUGCCCGUUUUAGCCCAGAAGUGGCGGGUGCCGAGGGUAUCGGCUGCUGUCGCGCAGGAAGAGGCGGCGGUGGAGGCUGCUGCACCGGUGGCGGAGGAGGCGGUGGAGGAGGAGAAGGCGGCAGAGGAAGUUUCAGGGGGAGGAGAAGGAGAGGGGGCCGGUGCUGUGAUCAACACUAAGCUCUACUUUGGGAAUUUGCCUUACCACUGUGACAGUGCACAGCUUGCAGGUAUAAUUCAAGAGUAUGGAGAGCCUGAGCUAGUUGAGGUUCUUUACAAUAAAGAUACUGGAAAAAGCAGAGGAUAUGCAUUUGUGACAAUGAGCAGUGUCGAAGAUUGCAAUGCAGUCAUCAAAAGCCUUGAUGGAAGCGAAUAUGGUGGUCGAAUCUUGAGGGUUAAUUUCUCAGACAAGCCUAAGCCGAGAAAUCAGCCUUUAUACCCGGAAACCGAACACAAACUCUUCAUUGGGAAUUUAGCCUGGACAGUCACUACUGAAAGCUUGACACAAGCGUUUCAACAGUACGGAAACGUCGUCGGAGCUAGAGUGGUGUAUGAUGGGGAAACAGGAAGGUCCCGGGGCUAUGCUUUCGUAUCCUAUGCAACAAGGUCAGAGAUGGAAGCUGCCCUCGAGUCUCUUAAUGGAGUGGAAAUAGAUGGACGGGCACUGCGCGUCAGUCUAGCGGAAGGAAGACGACAGUGAGAUGGAAACAAUAGGAGUAUGUGUAAAUUAAUAUGAGGCACAUUGAAGCUGGAUGUAACGUCGUUAAAUUAAUAUAUAGACGUGUUUGUUAACGGCGAUUACAGUUUUAUUGAGGAACUUCAUGGAUUCGCUUGCUAAUUUUGAGAGAAUAUUUUGUUGUUA